UGUGUGUGUGUGUGUGUGUGUGUAUGUGUGUCUUAUCAGCGAGAUGACGCUGAUCUCUGCUCUUUAGAUAAAGCUCAUAUGACCAGAAGGUUCAGUCUGCUCUGCGGCUCCUAGUAAAAGAAGAAUCUCUAAAUUAUAGAAGCUUAAGUCCAUUUACCAUUUAAAUCCUGAGCGCACUAAAGAGCAGCCAGAAGAGGAUGGCUGGAAGAGAGGACAACCAAAGACACGAAGAGACAGGCGCACAAGAAAAGCCAAACAGUUCAGGGCUUCAAUCUAGCAGCCAACGUAAUGGCGUAAGACAAAAAUCACAGCAAGACCUUUAUCUUGGAUGUCUAACAAAGCAACAGCUGAUAAUGAUAUCUGUGGCUGUUGGACUUGUCGUCCUGCUGGUUAUUGGUUCUGUCACGGCUGUGGUUUUGAUCAGGAAGUCAGACUCCUCAGCUCCUCUCUCCUCAUUUUCAACUGGUGGAGACAUGCUGGACUUCCUGGUUCAGUCGGGUGUUAUCAGCAAACAAGAUGGCCUCUUGGCGUCCUGGUUUCACAGAGCUAACCGCAAAGAAGAAAUGAACAAAGCGCUCACAAGCGAUUCCAUGAUUCUGGAGGCCGAUGUCACUCUGGAGGGUUAUGGAACACCCAAUGAGAAGCCAAUCCCAAUCAUGGCCCACCCUCCCGACAUAUACAGUGACAACACUCUGGACCAAUGGUUAAAUGCUGUUCUAGCUUCUAGAAAAGGCAUUAAAUUGGAUUUUAAGUCUCUGGCAUCUGUGGGUCAUUCAUUGGACCUGCUGAGAAUGAAGAACAGCAGCAGUGAAAUAAACAGACCUGUAUGGCUUAAUGCUGACAUCCUCCGGGGUCCUAAUGUACCAGCAUUCAUGCCUCAAGUCAAUGGAACCAG
Messenger RNA from Labrus bergylta (ballan wrasse), 895 nucleotides. The record is from RefSeq and is a predicted model, not a curated record. NCBI's taxonomy places the organism in Eukaryota, Metazoa, Chordata, Actinopteri, Labriformes, Labridae.